Molecule: messenger RNA, 668 nt
Organism: Engraulis encrasicolus (European anchovy)
Lineage: Eukaryota; Metazoa; Chordata; Actinopteri; Clupeiformes; Engraulidae
Gene: snrpe
Product: small nuclear ribonucleoprotein polypeptide E
Exons: 5
Coding region: 196-474 (92 amino acids)
Biological process (GO): mRNA splicing, via spliceosome; spliceosomal snRNP assembly
Cellular component (GO): U1 snRNP; U4 snRNP; U4/U6 x U5 tri-snRNP complex
Molecular function (GO): RNA binding
Source: RefSeq, a predicted model, not a curated record
UGUACAUCAGACCUCCAAACAGCAGGAGGCGCCAAAGGAAUGUUGACAAACAAGGAUGACCACUUCCUUGUAAACCCCGGAAACCGCCAUUGCUGAACAACCCAACGUGAAGAGUUCGUAGCCGCGCGAAUUGUCUGGUGUUACGUUACUGUAAACUCGUUUUCUGAUAGCAAAUCAAGUAAUAUAUAAAACAGAAUGGCGUACCGGGGACAAGGGCAAAAGGUUCAGAAGGUUAUGGUCCAGCCUAUUAAUCUUAUUUUCAGGUAUCUUCAAAAUCGGUCCCGCAUUCAGGUGUGGCUCUACGAACAGGUGAACAUGCGGAUAGAAGGAUGCAUCAUUGGCUUUGACGAGUACAUGAAUCUGGUCCUGGAUGAUGCAGAGGAGGUCCACAUGAAGACCAAGAACAGGAAGCCCCUGGGUCGGAUCAUGCUGAAAGGAGACAACAUUACCUUACUACAGAGUGUGGCCAACUGAACCCCCUCCCUCGCUGUUGUGUGGACUUCCUGAUCUUGUAUGCCUGUGUUUUUGUUUUUGUAUUUUUAGGAUGAUGGAUGAAUGAGAGUUUCUUUUGGUUUCUUUGUGUCUUUAAGGACAAUAGUAAUUGUGAUGACUAUGGUGGGCCCUUUUGAUGAGGCCAUUGAAAUUAAAGAUUUUCGUUUGGUUUCUUA